Molecule: messenger RNA, 2439 nt
Organism: Helianthus annuus (common sunflower)
Lineage: Eukaryota; Viridiplantae; Streptophyta; Magnoliopsida; Asterales; Asteraceae
Product: pentatricopeptide repeat-containing protein At1g63330-like
Exons: 2
Coding region: 40-1857 (605 amino acids)
Molecular function (GO): protein binding
Source: RefSeq, a predicted model, not a curated record
UUUAUUGGUUUUUCUUUUCUAGAAUGGAAAUGGAAGAGAAUGGCAUUUUUGCCCUUUCUCUUCCUUUCUUUUACCAGGGCAUGCUUUCUACAUUUCUUACCAAACCAAAAUCAAAUCAGUGUUUGGUUCAAGCAUCAAUUGACGUCUCUCUGUAACGGAAUCAUCGACGAUGAUCACUCCAUUGAAUUCACGUCUCCAUUGUUUCAUCAAACUCACAGGUAUCAAAAUCUUACCAGCUUGGAUACUGCCUUUAACCUGUUCGAUGAAAUGAUCCAGAGAACACCCCUCCCAUCUGUUGUUAAGUUUACUCAGUUGUUAAAUGCUGUUGCCAAAAUGAACCAAUUUUCUUGCUCUCUUGACCUUUUCAAACAAAUGUGUGCCAUUGGAGUUCCUGUUGACAAAUACUCUAUGAGUAUUGCCAUCAAGUGUUGUUGUCAGAUGUCUCGCACCAACGACGGCUUUGCACUCCUAGCUUCUUGCUUUAGGCGAGCUGUUGUCCCAAAUGUCUUCAUAUUUAGUACACUCUUAGAUGGACUCAUUCGUGAAGAUAGGAUUAUUGAGGCUGAGAGACUCUUCAAGAAGCUCAUCAAACAGAAACUAUGUGAACCUGAUGUAGUUAUGUAUUCCACUAUGAUCAAAGGGCUUUGCAAGUUUGGCAACAAUGAUAUUGCCAUUGCUUUGCUUAGGCUCAUGGAUGAAAGAGGCUGUAAGCCUAAUAUUGUUGUAUAUAGUACCAUCAUUGAUAGUCUUUGCAAUGACAAAAUGAUAGAGGCUGCUUUCAAGCUUUUCAAUGAAAUGGUAUUUGCCAAAGGCAUUCAACCAGAUGUCAUCACAUACACCUCUCUGAUUUAUGGCCUUUGUAACUUGUGUCGUUGGGACGAGGUCUCUAAGCUGCUAAAAGAAAUGGAGGAUCUAAGGAUCUCUCCUAGUUUGCGAACCUUUAGCAUAUUAGUUGAUGCAUUUUGCAAGGAAGGUAGGGUGGAUGAAGCGGAGGCUGUUAUAGACAUCAUGGAUGAGAGAGGUGAGGCUCCUGACAUAGUGACAUACAGUUCACUUAUAGACAGUUACUGCCUACGAGGUGAAAUGAUCAAAGCAAGGAUGCUUUUUGAUUCACUUACUUCUAAAGGUCUCAUCCCUGAUGUGUUUUCUUAUAACAGUUUAUUGAACGGGUAUUGCAAGAGUUUGAAAGUAGAAGAGGCCAUGCAUAUGUUCCAUGACAUAACAAGAAAAGGUUUGAAACCUGAUAUAGUCAGUUACAGCACCAUGUUACAGGGAUUGUUUAGGGUUGGGCGUUGUGGAGAGGCACGCAAACUCUUUGAUGAGAUGCGAUCACAAGGCCUAAUUCCAAAUGAAUGCACCUAUAGAAUAAUAUUAGACGGUCUUUGCAAAAACCAUCAAGUUGAAGAUGUGCUCUCUUUGUUUCAUUUGGUGGGUGAUAGCAAGCUGAACUCUGACAUUCAAGUGUACACUAUUCUUAUUGAUGGUAUGAGCAAAUGUGGGAAGCUUGAUAUUGCAAGGGAUCUUUUCCAAGACCUAACUCUAAAAGGUUUGAAACCUAAUGUUCGGACAUAUAAUGUGAUGAUUAGUGGCCUAUGUAGAGAAGGUAUGCCAGAGGAAGCAAAGCACUUGUUUCGUAAAAUGGGUGGGAGUGGCUGUCCACCAGAUGGUGUUACUUACAAUGUUCUUCUCCAGGGAUAUCUUAAGAAGCAGAAUUACGAUGAUGUUGAGAUGCUUUUACAGGAAAUGGAUGGAAGAAGGUACUCACUUGAUGCUUCAACUUUAUCGAUGUUGAUUGAUGAAAUCGCAGCUGGUUCAGUAGAUAGAAGUAUGCUUAAAUUGAUAUCUACAAAGUGUUGAUAUCUAUAUAAAUGAAUUCUGCAGUGGAUGUGCCCCAGAAUCGCCAUACUUGUUCAGUUGUUGCACAUUCUUCCUGCCCAACGGUUGUGGGUAGUCACAUUAAUUUCUAUUUCUACAUAUGUACCCAUACGCAUAAGCAUUAUAAAUCUGCAAAUGCUUGUUAGUUGCCGAGUUCGAUCAGACCUGAGCUAAGGAAAAAAGGAAGGACGUAAACCAUGAUUGUGAUUAUCAUAAUGGUGAUGCGAACCGAUGGGCUCGAGAAGCAAGAAACAAGGUUGCCGAGAGGGCAUAAAAAGCAAAGAAUGAUUCUUAUUAGCAGGUACAAGAGAUCAAGGAUCAUGAAGCGAUCAGUCAGUGGCAAAGACGGAUCUUGUUGGGAAUUUAAAAUUUAAUAAUAAAAUAAUACUUGUGUUUUUAUGUUUAGGUUAAAGAAUUGUAAAAGGAUUUGUUUUAAUAUGUUUCUUUAUUGAUAGGGAGUAGUAUUUCUUUAGGUAGCUUAGAAAAUAAGUUAACAAUUAGUAUCAACAGAGGGUUUAGGGUCAUUGUAAAUAAAAUGUGGUCUUUGUUGGUAAUAUUAGUUGA